Prionailurus viverrinus (fishing cat) is the source of this 405-nucleotide messenger RNA. It is a transcript of the gene ANKRD40CL, whose product is annotated as ANKRD40 C-terminal like. Lineage: Eukaryota; Metazoa; Chordata; Mammalia; Carnivora; Felidae. The record is from RefSeq and is a predicted model, not a curated record.
AUGCCGAGGGGAGGCAGCGUCGGGCUGGCGACCCUGCGGCCCGGCGGCCCGGAGCUGGCCCCAGGCCUGUGCCCAGCAGCCCAGGCGACCAUCAAGCUGGUGCUUAAAGUCAGAAUUCAGAGGCCCAAAGAAAAUGACUUCACUGAAGUUGAACUGAACAGAGAGCUGAGUUCUCAAAAUCUACUAAAAGUGAGUUGCUGUGAAUGAGGGGUUAAGCCAGAGCAAGUGAAGAUCAGGCCACCAAACACGCUGCUCAGAAAGGACAAAGACAUUUUAAGACUACAGGACUUCCAGGAAAUAAAACUCGUUUCAAUGAAAAAUGGAAGCUCUGAAUUGGUAGCACACGCACCAUCCCUGACAGAGAAGCCCUGCUUAAACAGCCACGCUGCAAACCUGACCUAUUAG